Messenger RNA from Fusarium coffeatum, 1422 nucleotides. RefSeq lists its product as uncharacterized. The coding region runs from base 1 to 1422 and encodes 473 amino acids. Gene Ontology annotation, molecular function: 7-dehydrocholesterol reductase activity. The record is from RefSeq and is a predicted model, not a curated record. The transcript is spliced from 3 exons. Gene Ontology annotation, biological process: cholesterol biosynthetic process; brassinosteroid biosynthetic process. Lineage: Eukaryota; Fungi; Ascomycota; Sordariomycetes; Hypocreales; Nectriaceae. Gene Ontology annotation, cellular component: endoplasmic reticulum membrane.
AUGGCACCAAGCACCGAAAGUCCUACGACUACCAUUGUUAGGCCGAGGAAACAGAGGCCUAUUGAAGCUACUGAACUCGCUACAAAAGAUCAAACGUUUACUGAUGCGGAUGUCUGGGGCCGUGCUGGACUGGGACGCUCGUGGUUGAGGUCUCUUGUUGGGGCAUCGCCGCUUUUUCUCGCGCCAAUUGGAUCGAUAUCCAUAUUCAUCACGCUGGUUCAAUACGAAGGAUCAUUCUCACUCUUUACAGCCGCGGUGAAAGAACAUGGCUUCUGGAAUAUCUGCGCUCAGUACGGGCCUCAAAUUACUCUCAAGGGCAUCGCAGCUGUCAUCUGCUGGCUCGCCGUGCAAGCAGUCCUAUACAUCUAUCUCCCCGGCGAAAACCACAAAGGACAACUCACGCCAGCUGGAUAUCUUCUCGACUACAAAAUCAACGGGCUUUCAGCAUGGAUCGUGACGCAUUUGCUGUAUGGAGGACUCAGCUAUCUGGGGAUUCUGGACCCUGGCUUCAUACCCCGCAACUGGAGCAGUUUGAUUGGGGCUAUGAAUUUGGCUGGGUUCGUUAUCUCGGCACUUGCCUUUGUCAAAGCGUAUGUCGUGCCGUGUCAUCCAGAGGACAGAAAGUUUAGCGGAUCUUUGCUAUACGACUUUUUCAUGGGAAUUGAGUUGAAUCCGAGAUUGGGCGAUAAGUUUGACCUCAAACUGUUUAGCAAUGGUCGAGCUGGAAUGAUGGUGUGGACUUUGAUCGACUUUUCCAAUAUGGCUUACCAGUACCAGAACCAGGGGUACGUUGAGCCAUCACUAAUUCUCGUAACGGCACUUCAAACACUUUACGUGCUGGACUUCUUCAUAAACGAAUCCUGGUAUCUUCGCACAAUCGAUAUCGCCCACGAUCAUUUCGGCAUGUAUCUAAUCUGGGGCUGCUUCUGCUUCCUCCCGACAACAUACACCAUCCAAGGCCAAUAUCUGGGUCUCUACCCAUCAUCAGCAUCAACGCCCUACCUCGCCUUUUUCUUCACCCUCGGAGUAGCAGGCUACGUAAUGUUCCGCGUGGUAAACCAUCAAAAAGAUACCGUCCGACGAACAGGCGGCAACUGCAUGAUCUGGGGCAAGCCCGCCGAGUGCAUUGCAGCACGCUUCCGAACCUCGGACGGCAGACAGCACACUAGCUUGUUGCUGUGCAGCGGCUUCUGGGGUUGGUCUCGGCACGCAAACUACGUAGGGGACUUGUUGCUCAGUUUUAGUACUUGUGCGCUGGUCGGUAGCACGAAGGCUGUGGUGUGGUGGUACGCGGUCUGGAUGCUCAUGUUGCUUGUUCAUCGGUGCAUUCGGGACGAGAAGAGGUGUUCGGUUAAGUAUGGGGAUGCGUGGACUGAGUACUGCAAGCGUGUACCUUGGCGAUUUAUUCCUGGCGUUUGGUAG